Molecule: messenger RNA, 1662 nt
Organism: Penicillium chermesinum
Lineage: Eukaryota; Fungi; Ascomycota; Eurotiomycetes; Eurotiales; Aspergillaceae
Exons: 6
Coding region: 1-1662 (553 amino acids)
Source: RefSeq, a predicted model, not a curated record
AUGAGGCUCUCCAGGAGCUCUGGAAUUGCUGUUGGUAGCGCUUUCUUGGCAACUCUCUCUUCAGCCGCGCAGGUGACCACUACCUUGACCAAAAAUGCCCAAGAUUUGUUUGACUGGUCCAUGCAUGUGAAUGACCUUCGGUGGGACGACUCGUACAAAUACAUCUGGUACGCUGAUAACGGGCCAUGGUCAACUCGGUUCACGGCCUGGUAUGUGGCAGGGCUUCUCUACCGAAACGAAGGCGCAGAUGUUGCCAACGCAAAAGCAGCCAUUGAGAAUCUCAUCACUUGCCAGUUGACCGAGGACUAUGAGUCCGCUUGGUAUGGAACCUUCAAGCUGUCUCCCGAUGAGCCUUAUCCCACCCCCGAUUCAGAUUUGUAUCCCCCGGAUAUCUACAACACGUACGACCCAAACUGGAGAGAAUUUAUUGGAACCCAGCUUGUCCAAGUUGUCGAAGAGUUCUCUGACUUACUCGGGACAAGCUUGGUCUCGCGUAUCGAGGACACCUUGGAGAUCGCCGCUGUUGGCUCCAUGCGUCGCAAUGGCACCUUUCCCGAAGGCGAUAACUUGACACCGGCCUAUUCAAAUCCUACUCUUAUGCGGGCGUGGUAUGUUUCUUGGAUCGGGAAGCGCCGCCACAAUGAGACUUUGAUCAAUUACGCGGAUGAGCAGGCUAACACGGUGCUGGCACUUUUCAAGUCCACUGGAUCUAACGUUCUCUCGGAGUACAAUGCACCCACCUACUACGGAAUGGAUAUCUGGGCUCUCGCAGGAGCGAUCAAAUACGGCCCUCCAACCGCCCAAAUGACCACCAAUGCGAAGCUCAUCUUGACAGAUCUCUGGGAAGAUAUUGCCGCUCAUUAUAAUUCUUAUCUUGGAAACAUGGCCGGUCCAUACGACCGUGCUUAUACACGCGACAUGGUCACUCAUUCCGCCGUGAUAGACUAUUUCUGGUGGGGAUUAUACGGGUACGGCCACGGGCCCCAACCAAAUAAGCUGGAAGCGGAUCUUUUAUACGACGUCGCCCAGGGAGCUGCACUCGCCCUUGUAGUGGAUGUGGUGGCGGACCACAUCUCUGCCAAGAAUGCGGAAUGGCUGUCGACGAACAAGUAUUGGGAAGGUGAGCGCCUCAUUACGAAGAAGGUCCCGGAUUCCCUCGUUCACGACGCCGAAGCGCGUGUCGUCACGUCGUGGAUCAGCGCUCCGCUCAUGAUUGGCGCGGAGCAGGUCAAUGAGACGGUCAACCGCGGCGAGCAGUACGUUCCGGCUAUUGUCCAGUGGGCUGGAGACAAGGACCAUACGCCUUUCCCUUACAUGACGUAUUUCAGUUUAUAUCCGACCGCGUCGACUAUCAAUGCCGUUGCGGGGCCCAACAGUUUGGAAAUUUCGUAUCCGAAUAUCACACAGGAUGGAACCGACAUCUUCACUUUUGUGCUUGCUGAGGUACCGCCGAGCUGGACGCUGACCAAGAAAAACGUUAUCAGCGGCUUGGACAACUUGCCUUGUCUGGAGGUCAACUUGACGGCCGAUGGCCUGGUGAAACAGCCGGUGGUCUAUGGGGCCACGGUGGAGGAUGACCGUGUUUAUAAUAUAUCCUACACUGUCCCGGUGGGCUUUACUGGCACACCCAAGGUCACAUUUACAUUCAGAUAUACGUGUUAA